UGUGUGUGUUCGACUGUGUCAACUUUGUGAAACGUUGUCGAUAGUGUUCGAUCGAUCGAGGGCCAGCCGGGAAAGCAAGUGCAAACACUGAUUGGAACCGCCGGAACUCUACCAACCGUCAAAAUGGGUGACAGCAUAAAGGUGAUAAAGUCGUCGUCGUCGUCGUCGUUGCAGUUCGGUCGUGUGCAGACGAUGGCAGUGCUUCUGCUUCUACUGCUAGCGCUACGAUCAACAGUUUGUGUACCGACACACUCGCUGGAAAUGGAUCGCUUCCGGAACAGCAUCGAUCUGGAUGCGGAGCAGACGGAGGCACGGUACGAUCAGGAGAUGCUGUCCGACAUCAUUAACGAUAACGAUCGUGGCGAGCUGCAGAAGAAGGCGGAAUCGUGCACGGUCGACGACUACAAGUACGACCACGGCCAGAAGAUUCAGCGGCUCGAUCCGUGCGAAAUCUGUCUCUGCAUCGAUGGAGAGAUCUUCUGCUGGUGGAAACAGUGCGAUGCUCAAACGAAAGCGAUGCUGAGCUCUGGCGACUCUGGGGAGCAGAGAGAUCCCGCACCAGCCAACGGUCAGGAUCUGACUACCACCAGCAGCAGCAGCAUCACCACCAGUGUACCACCGAUGGCGACCGAUGGGUUCGGUUUCCAAUCGAGAGGCGCCGCCGGACCCCAAUCGGAAGCACCCGGAUCAAUGGCCGACAGUAACGGUGGCGCGACGCGGCUAAUUGUGGCCGACACGCUAAGUGAAUUCACGACGACCAUUAGCGUGACCAGCACGGUGGCCAUCGGUGCACAAUCGAACCACAAUCCGAUCGAUGGCAUUCCCAAGAGUAUGCUCAGCUUCCCGCAAACACCACCGAUCAUGAUGCAUCGUGCCGUGGUCGUGAAACCAACGGAAGCUGGCCGCAAAUCGAGGGGUGGUGCAAAUCGCGGUUCCGGUAAGGGUAAGGCCGGUUCCGUGGGUCUCAAGAAGGGAAAGAAUCCAAAGAAACUUGGCGUUUCGGACCGGAAACCGACGGUUUCGAUCGCUAGCGAUGCGUUGCCCGAUGCCAAGCAGAUGCCGCAGGAGCAGCAGCAACAACAGAACAGUGGAGAGCAAACGGACAGUCAGUUGGCUAGCCGGGAGCAGCUAUUCGGUGGAUACGGUUUUGGGAUGAUCCGGGAACCUCAAGAUUCGGGUAUGGCACGAAGUCGAGAUCACGAUAUCGCGGCACCACAGCACUACAUCAUCACCUCUUCGGGCCACGUGGAGAUGUUUGAUGAUGGUCCGGGUGGGCUCGGUGGCCCAGAAGGUCCGGGUAUCCGGGAUGUACUAAGCUUCGAUGGGCGAGUGUCGUCGGUCGUUGCGCCCGUUGAAAGCAACGAAGAUGAUGACGACGACGACGAUGAUGAUGAUGAUAAUGAUAGCGAUGGGGACGGGGAAGAUGGUGAAAGAGAUGGAACCGAGAAUGAUGGCGGUCCGGUUGCACCGGCCAUCAUGCUAACGACCAACGUUACCCAGGGCGGUGGACUCGCUGCUGGUGAUGGUGCUUCAUCGACGACCACGACCACGAUGCCACCGAGUGACCGACCAUCGUCCGUGAUCGACAUUCUCAACUCGACAGCGAUCGAAACGGACUAUGGCGAGGGUACGAACCAUUCGGAGCUGAUUUACCCGGAAGUUCCGGCUGUCUACGGUGCUCGAAUGGUAGAUGCUGGUGGUGGUAGCAGUAGUAGUAGUAGUAGCAGCAGCAGUACGUCAUCAACUCCGACGACGACAACAGCGACGACGUCGGGCACAGGAAGCGCGUCGCCAUCGGGCACCUCAGCAUCCUCUGAACAGCAUUGCAUUGUGAUGGGUGUGACGUAUCCGGUCGGUGCCGUGCUGAAGCAGGAAACGGGCAACUGUUUGCAGUGCGUUUGCGUAUCCGGACCGGAAAACGAUCCUUCACCGAGGGUUACCUGUACCCCGCUCAACUGUCCACCCCUGAUACUGCCCGACAUACUGGACGGGGCCGGCUUCUAGGCGCUGGUCGCUGCUACAGAGUAGUGAAGGUGUAGAACGACUAACGGUUGAACAUGGCUCGACGUCAAGAACAUGGUAUGCGGAACGGUAGCAGAACAUACACAAAAGGGACACACCAAACACGACCACACACAUGCUCAUAAACAAACAAACACAAACACACACACAGAAACACAUGAAGCAUACUAGAAAAUGUAAACAGGGGAAAAUGAUAAAAAGUGGAUCAACAUAUUUAGCGUAAUAUCCGGUAAAAAAAAGGAAAAUAAGGAAAAAAGUGGGAAACGAACGUGAAACACACAAUAACCUAGGCAGGCCGUGCGGGCUAAACGGAACGGAACACUGCAAGCAGCAUCGCAGCAGGAGGCCCAAAUGUAAUGAUCGAUUUAAGAAUUUACCGUAGCAUAGAGUUUAUCUUAGUGGCGGUGUGAGGUGCGG
Molecule: messenger RNA, 2439 nt
Organism: Anopheles darlingi
Lineage: Eukaryota; Metazoa; Arthropoda; Insecta; Diptera; Culicidae
Product: mucin-21
Exons: 6
Coding region: 124-2004 (626 amino acids)
Source: RefSeq, a predicted model, not a curated record